Aspergillus tanneri is the source of this 597-nucleotide messenger RNA. Its product is annotated as flavin-linked sulfhydryl oxidase ERV2. Lineage: Eukaryota; Fungi; Ascomycota; Eurotiomycetes; Eurotiales; Aspergillaceae. The transcript has 3 exons. The record is from RefSeq and is a predicted model, not a curated record. Gene Ontology annotation, cellular component: mitochondrion. The coding region runs from base 1 to 597 and encodes 198 amino acids. Gene Ontology annotation, molecular function: flavin-dependent sulfhydryl oxidase activity; flavin adenine dinucleotide binding.
AUGGCGAAUCGUCAGAUUACCCGACGUAUACUGAUAGGCGCCGCCAUUGCGACAGUCCUCCUUGUCUUCUUCCAUAUUCGGCCUCAGGCUCCUUCGAGUCGCAUUGUCCGCGCUCCGAGUCAUUUACAGACUCCAACUGAUGUUACGCAAGGAGAGGUCAUUAUGCCACGACUAGGAAAUGAUACCGCAAAAGCAGAACUGGGUCGUGCGACUUGGAAGUACUUCCAUACCAUGCUGGCGCGGUAUCCAGAAAAACCGACGAAAGAACAGCAGGAAACUUUGCGUACAUACAUCUACCUAUUUGCCCAACUAUACCCAUGUGGCGAAUGCGCAACGCACUUCCAAGGACACCUAGCCAAAUAUCCACCGCAAGUCUCGUCUAGGAAUGCAGCUGCUGGCUGGGGUUGUUUUAUGCAUAACGAGGUAAAUGCAAUGCUCGAGAAGCCCGAGUUUGACUGCAAUAAGAUCGGCGAUUUUUACGACUGUGGCUGCGCAGAUGACGGGACACCAGGCAAUGGGAAGGAUGGCCUCCGGAGUGGGAAUCAAGACACCUCUCGAGAAAUUGCUGAUGUCAAUGAUGUUGUUCUGCCUGUCUAG